AUCGAUCAGUCGACAUGAGCCUCCUCCUCGGCCUGCAGUUCUUCUCGCGACCUCGUCGUCUCCGCUGGCUGCGCGUCAUUACCGGCUUCGCGUGGUGCUGCGGUGGCACCCGCUCGCUCCGCGCCGGCUCCGGCCCCUCUCCUCGCGAGCCACCCGCGGCGGCAGCAGAGGCGCGGCUGGCCGUCGGUCCAGUCAGCGUGUCGGACAUGGGUGCUCUCGAACGCCAGCUCGGCUAUCGGCCGUACCCGCUCGCCGUCGGCGCGCGCUGCGUCCACGGCCACCCGCAGGCGUUUGUGUGGGACCCGCUCGCGCGCUUUCACGGUGGCCGUGCGCGGCGGGCGCCGCUCGACUCGGGCCUCUUCCGGCUGUCGUGCCCGCUGCUCGUGCAGGCGGUGGACCGGUGGGAGGCAGAGGGCGCCGUGCGCCAGCUCCAGGCGGAGGUGGACGAGGGGAGGGUGAGCGAGUGCUCGAGAGCCGACCUCGAGGAGGCCAACCGAAGGCAUGCCCUCGCGCGGCGCGCACUCGUCGGUAGCCGGCUCGAGGAGGCGCUGCAGCGGUCGCGUGAGGCGGACGCCGCCGCGCCGCCGCCGCCGCCGCCGCGCCGGAAGCGGACGGGCGCCGGCGCAAAGUCGGGCGCGCGGCCGCCGCGCGCCCUCUCGCGCGAAGAGCUUAGCGAGCUGGUGCUCAACAGCGGCGUCGCCGGCCAGAGCCCCUCGAAGCCCGAGGUGAAGUGCCUGCACGCGCAGCUCGCCGACCACCUGUGCCGCGACCACUCCAACCCUCUCGGCGAGGCGAUCCUCUCGGGCGUCGCGGCGCGCGGCGUUGCGGUGCACGGCGACAGCCAAUGCCACCAGCAGUGCGACUGCGGCGUGGCGCGCGAGGCAGCGACGUGGUGGUACACGCCCGUCAAAAACAAGCAAAAGCUGUUCACGCGGCUCGAGCGGAGGAAGCAGCGCCAGGUGGCGAGGCUGGAGGCGGCGGAGGAGGGCGGCGGCGGAGCGGCGAUCCGCGUCCCACACGUCAACAUGGGCCUCUUCGACGCGCUCACGAGCAAGGCCCCGCGCUACGGCCCGCCCGUCGUCAUCGGCGAGGAGUCACUCAUGUCUCAAAAGGCGCACGGAACGAGCGAAGUUCCCGUCCAGAAGGAUUUGCGCUGGAACUGCGGCGCCGACCUCGCCGACCGGAUCUGCAAUUUCAACCGGCACUACGCGGAGAAUGCCGGCUACUGGGAGCGCUCGACAACGUUCCUCAAGGAGGAGGAGGCCAACACCGAGGAGAUCACGUUCUUCGACUCCAACAGCGGAGACCCGCUCUUCUACGGGCCCCGCGGCCGCACCUGGCAGAGCUUCGUCAAGGAGUCGCGCUCGCACGGCUGGCCCUCGUUCCGCGACGCCGAGGUCAACUGGGACUACGUGCGCGUGCUGCCCGACGGGGAGUGCGUCUCGACCGCGGGCACGCACCUCGGCCACAACCUGCCCGACGGCACUGGCAACCGCUACUGCAUCAACCUUGUGAGCGUGGCCGGCCGCCCCGCCGACGGCCCCGUCGAGCGGCACAUCGGCCCGAAGGCGUGAGAAAAGUCGGGUGAGCCGUGCGUCCGCGGCGCGCUGCAGAUGCCUCAGGCGCCUCCGACAGUCGUGGCAGGCCGAGGCGCGCGGCGGCAUGCUUAGCGCCAGCCUUUUUAGUUUAGUAUGUUUUUGCUUUGCAUUAUAAUAAAACAUGGGC
Messenger RNA from Emiliania huxleyi CCMP1516, 1725 nucleotides. RefSeq lists its product as hypothetical. Lineage: Eukaryota; Haptophyta; Isochrysidales; Noelaerhabdaceae. Bases 15 to 1574 code for a protein of 519 amino acids. The transcript has 2 exons. The record is from RefSeq and is a predicted model, not a curated record.